Trachemys scripta elegans is the source of this 2703-nucleotide messenger RNA. Its product is annotated as delta-like protein A. The transcript has 3 exons. The coding region runs from base 142 to 777 and encodes 211 amino acids. The record is from RefSeq and is a predicted model, not a curated record. NCBI's taxonomy places the organism in Eukaryota, Metazoa, Chordata, Testudines, Emydidae.
CCUGAGGUCGGGGUGUUGCCACCGCCUCGAGUCCCCUCCUGCCCUAGUGGCCCGUGACUGUCCGGUUGCCCCUUGGGGCCUGGGAGGCUCCGUUGCCAUGUCGCUGAGAGGUCUCGUCACCAUGGGGAGCUGGUCUCUGCUAUGCCAAUGCUCCUUCUCCCCCCUCUCCACUGUCCCCCCCAGGCGGUGGGUACCGGGCACGUGUGCUCCUGCCCCACUGGCUACACGGGCACGGCCUGCGAGACGGAGCUGGGCGGCUGCGCCAGCACCCCCUGCCAGCAUGGAGCCCGCUGCCAGGAGACGCCAGGGCAGGGGGUGGCGUGUAGCUGCCCGCCUGGCCUCAGCGGGCCCUUCUGCGAGGUCUGGCUGGAUCUCUGCUCCCCGAACCCCUGCCCCAGAGGGGCUUCAUGCCUGGGUGGGGCAGGCAGCUACGUGUGCUCCUGCCCGGAGGGGGGCUGCACAGAGGCCGCCGGCCAGACCCUGCUCUAUGCCCUGCUGCCCCUGGUGCUGUUGCCUCUCCUGGCCGCCCUGCUCUGCGCCCCCCUGGCACUGUGGACCCGCCGGAAAGGCCGGGCGCUGCCCCCGCAGGAGCUGCUGGCCAACAACGCCCCACACCUCAUCCACAAUGCCACCCGGGAGGACCACGGCCAGCCCCUGGACAAGGGGGGGCUGCCCUUCCCCCCGCCCCGCGGCCUCCCCAAGACGGACAUCUCCAACCUGGAGAGAGCCAAGCUCAACGGACUCAACGUGCCGGCCAGCCUGGAGCCCAAGCUCUGAUCCAGCGUGGGGGGAGAGCGGGCUGGACCCACGUUGCCCCCCCAUGCCGCGGUAUAAGGGGACCGGGGUGGGGCUCGGCCCUGCACUGGGGACCCUCAUGCCCCCUGAUUCCCCCCAGCUCUGCUAAAGCACCUUAACCGCCCCUCCGUGCCAGGGGGGCACAUUCGCUCUCCUCGCCCCACCAGGCCAGCGUGGGUCAAACCCAGAGGGGCGCCCCCUGGAGGGGGGGUAAUUCAGAUCAGCCAGCUGAGGCUGCCCCAGUUCAUCACACAGGUGGAAGCUCGCCCGGGAAGGGGAACCGGAUGCCCGUGGUAGUUGGGUCACCACCUCGAAGGAGCCUGGCCUGCCAGCGAUCUGCAGCCGGGGGUGGGCGCUGUCCCCCUGCCAGCUGCUCCAGCGCAAGGUAACAGGCUGGCUGGCGAGGAUUCCCUGCGUUGGCCAGUGAGCUGCAUGAUGGAAGUGGAAUGGGCACAAGGGAAACUCAACUGGUAUAUUGUGGGCAACUGGCUGGCUUGGGGGACGGGACACGGGGCCUUUCCCCUCUAGAGGCGCCAGCUCCGUUCCCCCUGAAAUUCAUUCCUAUUGUCAGCGUGAAGCAAGUUGGCAGGACUCAGCCCUGUUCCUAGCGGGACCAGUCUCCACAUCCCUCCUGUUCAGCCCUCACUCCGGUGUCUGUGCUCCAUGAACGGAGACCAGAUCUGCCCACUCCCAGGAGCUCCGAGCCGCACCAUCCACCCCCGCCCAUCACCCAGCCCAGCCCCGUCUGCUUCUGUUCUGAGAAGUGCGUUGGUCCCGCGCUAGACCCCUCUGUCUUCGAGCCACCCACCUGGGAAGGAGUAGCUGGGGCUGGAGGGAAAAUUUCCAUCUAAAUCGUUUUUCUCUAGAGGAAAUUGGAUUUUCAACCAAAGGAAAUUUGUCUUGAAAAGCACCUGCCAGGAAAGAUGCCACAAAAAUUAAACACCCAGACACCAAAAUAUUUCAAUUUAGAUGUGGCACCCCAGUUCCUCAUGGGAGUCGUAGUUCAGUUGCAUCAUGCUUCUCUUCUCUAUGGGCUGGGCUUUGCGAUUGGAAUAUAUUUCCCAUGAUGCACCAUGGCCUGGGACUCCCUUAGUGCAUCAUAGGAGAGGUAGUACAACGACUACAGAGAAGGGAGCAUGAGGCAACGGGAACUACAUCUCCCAUGAUGCACCACAGAGUCCCUUCAUGGAGAGGCAGUUGCAUCUGAGGAGCCCCUGGCUAUGGUGUGUCAUGGGAGAUGGAGUCUGGCUGGGGAGCCUGGAGAAUAGAGAUUGAGAGCUUAUGGCACUUGGACUAUAUCUCCCAUGAUGCACUAUGACCUCUCCUCUUGGCCAGGUGGUUGCAUCAUGGGGAAUCUGUUGCCAUGAUGCAUCAUGGGAGAUAUAGUCCAGUUGGGGAGCCCAGGCCAUAGAGGUAAAUAGGAGCAUGUAGCAACAGAACUACAUCUCCCAUGAUGCACCGCAGCAACAUUUCCAAAUCACGCUAUUGCAGUAUUUGGAGUUUCUGCCAGAAAUCAACAUUUUCCAUGGGAAACCCCCCCCCCAUUUUCAAUCAGCUCUUUAUCUAGGGGACCCCUUGGAGAUUCCCCAGCCCCACCCUGACAUACACACACACGGCCUCCCUUGCCUUCCUACCAGGCCUGUGAUUAGGAAAAAUAAAUUAUUCUGUCCCAGAGUCAAGGCGCAUCCCCCAGCAUUGAGGGGAGGGGGGGUGUACUGCAGCACCCCCUGGUGGCAGGUGUGUACAUGUGCUGAAUGUAUCUAUGUUGUAUGAUAUGUACAGAUUCCUUCGUAGAGUUUUUGUGACCUCUUUGCUUUUUUGUACCAGGUUCUAUCCCGCCCCCCGGCGUGAGACGAGCUCGCUCAGGGUGAACAGUGUGAACCACGAAUAAAUAUUUUCCAAGCCUCA